Molecule: messenger RNA, 5892 nt
Organism: Cinara cedri
Lineage: Eukaryota; Metazoa; Arthropoda; Insecta; Hemiptera; Aphididae
Source: the annotation of a GenBank genome assembly
CUAUUAUCCAAAAGUAACAAUAAUAAUUGAAUAUUGAAUAAAUUAUAUGAAUAAAUUAUUAGGUAUUAUUAUCAUUUAUCUGUUCGUUUAUUAUUUAGAGGGGGAAAUGAAAGGGGAUGAAACCUGUAUAAAUAGUUUACACCAUAUGUACGUGAUGGUGUAGACAAAUUUGACCGGUGUCGUUAAUUUUAACACUAGAUACUCCAAAAGAUUUCUCAAAUUCACACCAUUUUGAUUUUUAAAGAUAAAUUUACACCGGUUUGUACCAAUUAAUUUCUUAGUAGUUUUCAAUGGGGGUUGUAAACAUUUUUCCUUAAUUCUAUAGUUUUGCCUGAUUAAAAAAAUAGCUUUUUACUCAUUAUUUUAGGACUUAUGAAUUUUAAAAAAUUUGCCUAGUUCAAAAGGAUCAGUUUUCGCGUGAAUUCAAAUGGUUCUUACGAAACAUCUGGUAUACUAAGAUUACCAUACUGAUAAGGACGUGGUAAUAACGUUAUUUAUCUGAGAUACAUAAUAAGGUGUGAUUUCAGAUUUAGUUGUAAACCACUAUACCAAAAACCGAGUAUAACACAUUUGAUUCCCAACAAUACCGAUUGUUUUAAAUACUUUUUAAUUUAUUGUAUUUUAAACUCAAUUUGAGAAGAAUAAAAAAGUUAGAAUAAAAAUGAAUUUCAUUUCUGAGCUUACCGUGUUCAUUAAAAUAAGAUUCGUAGAUUUAAACAAACAUUUUUUUUUUUUUUUGACAACCAUUGUUGCUGAUUCCGGAAACCUAAUUGCCGAAAAGUGCAUUCAGCUAUCAUACAAUUAUAAUAAACAAUGUCACCAAAACUGUUCACAAAAUUAGUAACCAGGUUGCUUCAAAAUUACAUCGCCAAACACGUCUAAUUAGUUUGAUAAUAAUUUAAUUAUAAAUUAUAUAUUUGUGCCCUAUGGAUUUGUUUAACAAAUAGGCCUCUUUAUUUAAAUGAGUACUAUAUAUUAAUAGUAGUGAUCAAAAGAAUAGUUCAUUGCCAAAGACAAACUAUUCCGUAUGAAUCGAUGAACUAUGUGAACUUAGGAAUAGUUAAUUUGAACUGUGAACUAAUGAAAUUGUCACACAGAUAAACUAAAUUCCCCACAUAUCGUACCGGCCUGGUUGCAUAUUAACAUGGUAUAACAUAUUAACAAUAAAUUGCAUAUAUUGUGUGCAGACAGUAUGCAUACACCGCACAUGAUUUAAAAUACUACCCGACGUGGUUUUUCAUAAUAAAUCAGUGUUUAUUUUCGAUCAAUUUACCCUCCAUCCCACGGUUUUGGACAAUAGACAUCCUUAUUCCAUUCGGCGGUUCAUUCCAUUCACGUCGUCAAGCAAUCAAAUUUUAAAUACAUAGGUACAUCUUACUCUAUGGGUUACAUAUAUUACGGUUUCGGUUUUGUUUUAUUUGUCUAACCUUAAUCAUUAUUCGUCCUUAUCAUUUUCAAACUUACCUUUUCCAACCCAUAGAGUAACUAUAUGUUUCUUUCCAAGCCUUUACCUUAAAAUUCGUGGCAAAAUCAUGAGUACUAUCACAAUUUCAUAUCAUUCGGCUUGAUAAAACUGAUAACAACUGUAAAUUGUAAUAAAAUAUUAUAAUUUAUUAAAACUUUAUGUUGACGUUUUUAUAAUAAUAUUCUUAUUUAAUUACACUGUAUUAUUAAAAUUAAUAUGUAAAUAGAUUUUAUUGGAAAUUAUCAAUCAAAUGGCUAUACAAAAUAUCUCAGAUGCACAAGAUACAUUAACAAUAUUGAAACAAGACGGUGAGUUACCUAAUUAAAUUUAAAACAAAAAAAUUAUAAAAUUAAGUAUGUACUUGAACAUGUAUACAAUAUUCUUGUCUAAUAAAAUCAAAACAUUUCAUUUAAACAUAUGAUAAUUAGGUAUCUAGUAUUUUAGGAGAUUUAUUCAUAACUUAUGGGUCAAAGCAAAACCGAAGUAGUAAAAACAAAUUUUACAUUUUAAUUGUGCGAGAAUAUUUGAAUGAAUGGUAGAAAUGUUCAGUCAAUGUAUGGUUUAAUAUAUGGUUGCAGAUGUCAAUAUCAAUAUGCAUUGCUCUCCGACUGACAUUCUGUAACCAAUAGUCCCUAAAUUCAUGCAAAUUAUCUUAAUUUUUGUUUUUAUUAACAUAUACAUAUUGUAUAUAUCUAUAAUCUAUAUGUAUUUGUUCAUUUAUUCACCUUUGCCAACAAAGAAAACAUUACUCACAAGAAGUCUACACUGUCAAUAAAUUUUAAUCAGAACCAAGUAUUUAUUUUAAAUAUAAGUUUUUGUUUUAGAUUAUCUUUCCCAAUUUGUUCCAGUAAAUAAUGAAAAUAAAUUAAAUACUAAUUCAAUACGGCUAUCGAUUGAACAAAAGUUAAGUUCAUUAAAUAAAGGUAAAAAUAAUAUUAACUUGAUUAUUUGUAGUUACAUGCAUAUAUUUAUAUCUUAUACAUUUUAUUUUAGGAUUACAGCAUGUUGAAAAAAUUAUACGUGACCAAACAUAUAAAAAUUACAAAGAAUUAUUCAACCAAGUUACAUGGAUUGAAAAUUUGGAAUCUAUUAUUUAUGGCAUAUCAUUACAGAUUCAGGUAUUGUAUUUUUAAAAUAGUUUGGCUUACAUUUAAUCUAAGUAACUAGUAUUUAAUAAUUUAUAAUUAUUUUGUCUGCCUUAAUAAACCAAUUAAUUUAAUUAUUAAUUAUCAUACAUACAUACUGAUAUCAAAAAAAAUUCCAAUACACUGGUAUUGUCAUGUAAAAAAUGACCAAAAAAAGACAUGUUUUAAUGACUUUUUUCAUACUUAUAAAUGUACAAAAAAAGUGUCGUAAAUAAUUUAAUCAGUUUUGCACAAUGACAAUCAUCAAACUUAUUAUUAUUUUUGUUUUAGAACUUACAAUCAUUAAUUGAAUUAUUAAAAUCUAGAGUUGUCGAUUUAUUUGUCAAAGUUCAAACUCAAGUUAUUCUACUGAAUAAAUUAAAUGCUACUUGUGGUUUAUUGAGAAAAAUUAUGAGGACUCAAAUUCUUGCAAUACAGUCAUCAGAGAAAGGAUAUAAUUUAUCAUCAAAUUCAAUGUUUGAAAUAAGUAAGUUUAAUACUAUCAAAGUCUACUAAAUUUAAUUAUAACUUGGGUAUAAUGGAAGCCUAAAAUUAUUAUUAUGCCCUCCUCACAUGUAGAUACUCAAAAGAAAUUGUAAUUACCUAGAUUCUUGUAGGUAACUAGGCAACUAAAAUUACACAUACACCAAUACAGUGUAAUCUCAUUAUUUUGUCAAACAUAGUUAAGUGUUCAUACAUAGUGUCCAAACAUAGUUUUUCAUAAUAAUUUAUUUUAUUUGUUUAUAUAUUUUGGUAUUUUGUAUAGAUGUGAUAAACUGUUCGAUUUUCGAACCGAACUGAACUCUGGUUGUUUGGUUUGAUAUGAUAUUCUGUGGUGGGACAGAGUAGCCUUGUUACAAAAAAGACAAUUUUUAUUUUUUUCCUUUAUUAUUAUAAUUUUACAAUUUUUUAAUUUUAAAUAUUAUUGACAAAACCUUUUUACAAUUUUAAUGUUCGAGUUCGAUAAAUUAUUUGAAAAGUUUAAUUAAUUUUGGUUUGUAACAUCUCUAGUAUUUUUUAUGUCUAUGAGUAGUAAUCAUGUCAUGAGAGAAUGCAUACAGCUCAUUCAUUUAGAUGUGUUCAUACCGGGAGUCAGUUGAUCGUGUUUUGCAGUAGGCAUGUGUGAAAAUAUACAAAAUUUAGUCUGCCACUGUAUGUGUUCUAUCGUGGCACGGAGAAUAGUAUCUAAGAAUAUAAUAUUCUUUAUCAUUACUUUAAAAACUACACAAAAAAAGAAUGGUAAGAUAAUGGGGGAUGGGUGCAGCCACUGAGGUAGGUAAGUAUUUGGGAAGGUAAGAUACAGAUGGGAAUUUAAUGUAUAUCUGUAAACAACAACAAACCAUUGCUUACGAAAAAAUGAUUCUGAGCGGAGUUCAGUAAUUAGUGAUGUUUUGUCAACAAUAUGUAUGCCAUAUUAUAGUAAAAUAAUUAAAUAGGCCCUAUAUAUUUUCCUUAAUAAUAUUUGUUUAAUGUUGGAGCGAUUUUUCCAGUUAUCCUACAUUUUUCCGGUUUUCCCAUGUUGUUUUAUCCAAGUUUUUCAAAUUUGAUGAAAAAAUCGAAAAAUGACCUUUCUGAAGUAUCUCCCCAGUGAAAUUCCCUUUUAGGUAUGUUGCUAUCAUUAAAAUUUGGAGCAAAAUUGCUGGUAGAAAAAAAUAAGGCUGUAAUAUAUUUAACUAAUACCUGCAUAUCUUAUAUUUUCCCUUAUUUUCGGUUUUUCAAAUAUAAUGACAAAACUUCUGAAAAAAUCGAAAAAUGACUUCUUUAAAAUAUCUCCUCACAUCGAUUUCCUUUCAGAAAAUUACACUAAGAAAUCCGAGCAAGUCUUUUCAUAGAAAUGUUAUUAACAGAUAUAAAAAAUAAUAAUAAUCAUCUUUGUAAAACCAUAAAUUUCUUCACUCAGAAUCUAAAAUGCAAAAGAAAAUAAUAUUCUGGAUCAAUAUAUUUUUUGGAAAAAAAUAUAAACUAUAAAGAAAAAUUAUUUAAAUUAUGAUGUAAUUUUAGGGAACUAAAAUAGUGAGGGUCCAGGUAAUAAUAGUUUCUUUUGAGUAUUUCCUAUAUCUAUUCCAAGGAAUAAGUUUCAACUCUUGAUUGAUUCUAUUCAUUAUGUGUUCAACGCUGUAUCAUUCCAUAAAAAGUAUGUUCAAGCUAAAAUAAUUCUAGUAAAAUAUAGUAUUAAAUUAGCAUUAAAAUAUAAUUAUGUUAAAUAACAACUAUGUUCACUUUAGAUUUAAAACAUAUUUAUAAUUACUAAUUUGUAUGUUAUAUUUAUAAAUUAUAUUGAUAGUGCAACCAAAAAGUUCCAGGACUAAAUUGCAUACCAAUAUAAUGUUAAAGAGUAACAUGAUUGAUAUCACUCGCUUUUGUGACUUUUCCUGAGCACAUUUGUUUUUAUAGAUUCUCUAUAAAAUUGUAUUUUUAGUUUUAAUGUAACCAAUGUUUUUGUAUUGACGAUUUUGUAAAAUAUCCAAAAAAAAAUUCUUAAAAUUAAAGAUGAUUUUUUCUUCUUCCCAUUAUGAUGUAGAAUCUAAGUGGUAGAGAAAUGCAACAUUUCCCAUGAUGUAACAAAAUAUUUUAAUUGAAAAACUGUAGAUGUUCUUUACUGAGUUUACCUCAAAUGUUGAGGAUCAUACUUAAAUCUAAGUUCAGGUUCCCCAGGAACUUUUUGGUAUGGAUGUAUGAUAAAUGGCAAUAAAAAUUUUUUUGAAAUUUUAUUAUAAUUAUAACCAGAAGGAGAAACAAAUGUGUUCAGGAAAAGUUACAGAUGCCAAAAAAUAUCAAACCUCCUUUUCUUCCACGCAUCAUUGACAUGUACAAUUAACAGUCCCAGAACUUUUUGAUUACACCUGGUUUAAUUGAUUAUAGAUAAUAAUCAAUGCUGGUAUUUAUUUAUUUUUACUGUGUAUAUAAUAUAAAUUUAGUUUUUAUUAUUUUUUUUUUUUUUUUCAGAAGAACUAAUCAUAGAUAAAGACUUGAAAGAAAUAUCAUUUUUGAAUAAAGAUUUAACUAAAUUAUGUAAUAUAUGUAAAAAAAAUCAAAACAUUUGUUAAAAAUAGCUUAGCUUUGUUAUUAGUUGAUGUAUAAUAUACAGGUGUAACAGGACUAUUUGAGAUUUUUAUGUUGUAGUCUAAGAAUGUCUAUAAGUCCAAUUACACCUGUAUAUCCAUAGUUAAUUUCAGUUAACUAAUAUUUGUGCAUUAUGUUAUUAAAAAAAUUAUAUUUAAUUUAACUAUUUAUUAUUUACUCUACAAUAAAAUUUUGAAAAAAAAAAAUUCCAAUACAGGAUGUAUUAUUUUAACAUGACAG